AUGGCUCGGGCACCGGGAGCACUAGUUGCCCUGGGGUUGUUGGGCCUGUGCUGGUCUCUAGCCAUUGCCCACCCUGUUUCUUCGACUGGUGCCUCUGGGCAUGGAGCUGAAGGUGGGACUAGGACCAAGCUGAACCCAGACAUGCUCGAACUCUGCUCAGAUGGCUGGAGCUUUGAUGCCACUACUAUGAGUGAAAAUGGAACCAUGUUGUUUUUUAAAGGGGAGUACGUGUGGAAGGCUCACGAGUGGGACCGGGAGUUGAUCUCAGAGACGUGGAAGACCAGCUCUGUGGAUGCUGCCUUUCGCGUUGGUGGCCACAGUGUCUUCCUGAUCAAGGGUGACAAAGUCUGGGUGUACCCUCCUGAGGAGAAAGAGGAAGAAUAUCCAAAGCUGCUUCAAGAUGUGUUUCCUGGGAUCCCAUUCCCAGUGGACGCCGCUGUGGAGUGCCACCGGGGAGAGUGCAAGGACGAGGGCAUCCUGUUCUUCCAAGGUAACCACACGUGGUUCUGGGACUUGGCUACAAGAACCAAAAAGGAGCGUAACUGGCCUGCCGUUAGGAACUGCUCCUCUGCCAUUCGAUGGCUCGGCCGCUACUUCUGCUUCCAGGGUAACCAAUUCCUGCGCUUCGACCCUGUCACCGGAGGGGUGCUUCCUAGGUACCCUCUGGAUGUCCGAGACUACUUCAUGCCCUGCCCUGGCAGAGGCCACGGAAACAGGAAUAGGACCAACCGUGGAAAUGGUACCCACCAUGGGUACGGGGAGGUGCGCUGCCACCCAGAUGUGGUCUUGUCUGAACUGCUGUCUGACAACCAUGGUGCCACCUACGUCUUCAGUGGGUCCCACUACUGGCGUUUGGACACCAGCAAGGAUGGGUGGCAUAGCUGGCCCAUUGAGCAUCAGUGGCCCCGUGGUCCUUUAACAGUGGAUGCUGCCUUUUCCUGGGAUGAUAAACUCUAUCUUAUCCAGGGUGCUCAGGUGUAUAUCUUCCUGACAAAGGGAGGCUACACCUUAGUAGAUGGUUAUCCAAAACGACUGGAGAAGGAAAUAGGGAGCCCUCCUGGGAUGAGCCUUGAGGCUGUGGAUGCAGCCUUCAUCUGUCCUGGGUCUUCUCGACUCCACAUCAUGGCAGGACGGCAGCUGUGGUGGCUGGACCUGAAGUCAGGAGCUCAAGCCACAUGGACAGAGCUUCCUUGGCCCCAUGAGAAAGUUGAUGGGGCCCUGUGCACGGACAAGUCCCUCGGCCCCAAUUCAUGUUCUGCCAAUGGCUCCGGCUUGUACCUCAUCCAUGGCCCCAAUUUGUACUGCUACAGCAAUGUGGAAGAGCUGAGCGCAGCCAAGGCCCUUCCCCAGCCCCACAGAAUGAACAGCCUCCUGGGCUGCAGGCACUAACAGGGCUUCUGAUGUAAGUCUGGGCCAGAGCCUUCUCCCCAUUUUCCUUACAAUAAAACCAGAGGGCUUCUUGGCUUGAAGCAAGGGGCCCUGGUUGUGAAACAGUCUCAUUUCUUUCUUUGA
This is a messenger RNA of Miniopterus natalensis, 1512 nucleotides long. RefSeq names its product hemopexin (gene HPX). Gene Ontology annotation, biological process: intracellular iron ion homeostasis; heme transport. Gene Ontology annotation, molecular function: heme transmembrane transporter activity. The record is from RefSeq and is a predicted model, not a curated record. Lineage: Eukaryota; Metazoa; Chordata; Mammalia; Chiroptera; Miniopteridae.